GUUCCUCCUCCUCCUCGGUUGUACUUGUACCGGGCACGUAGCAACGGCGUGGCACAGCAACGAACUUCAGACACCGGGCAGCGGCUGUGUGACUGAAAUAACCGAAAUUAACUUAUUAAGCGAACGCUAACUUCAAGGAAACAAUUCGGCAACCAUGGCUAGCUAUCAUAAACCCGAUGAAAAAACUCUGCAGGGGCUGAAAGACAUUGCUAACAAGCUCAGGAUCAACUCCAUCAAAGCUACAUGCGCCUCUAACUCUGGUCACCCCACAUCAUGCUGCAGUGCAGCAGAGCUCAUGUCUGUGCUCUUCUUCCACACCAUGCGCUACAAAGCAGAUGAUCCUCGCAACCAGUGUAAUGACCGCUUUGUGCUCUCAAAGGGUCAUGCUGCACCGGUCCUGUAUGCUGCAUGGGCAGAGGCAGGUUUUGUGAAGGAGGCGGAUUUGCUCAACCUGCGCAAGAUUGACUGUGACCUGGAGGGGCACCCCACACCGAAACUGGAGUUUGUUGAUGUGGCAACAGGAUCUCUGGGACAGGGUCUUGGAGCUGCCUGUGGGAUGGCCUACACUGGCAAACACUUUGACAAAUCCAGUUACCGUGUAUACUGCAUGCUGGGUGAUGGAGAGUGUUCAGAGGGCUCAGUGUGGGAGGCCAUGGCCUUUGCCUCCUACUACCAGCUGGACAACCUGGUGGCUAUCCUAGACAUCAAUCGGCUCGGUCAGAGUGAGGCUGCACCCCUGAGGCAUGACAUGGAGACCUACCGCAAACGCUGUGAAGCCUUUGGGUGGAACACAUAUGUUGUGGAUGGACAUGACGUAGAGGAGCUGUGCAAAGCUUUCUGGCAGGCUCAGCAAGUCAAGGGCAAACCCACUUGCAUUGUUGCCAAGACAUUCAAGGGCAAAGGACUCAAAAAUAUUGAGGAUCUUGAUAACUGGCAUGGAAAGCCCAUCCCUAAGGACAGAGUGGAUGACCUCUUGAAUGACCUACAGGCUCAGAUCCAGGUCCCCAACAAGACCCUGUGCCCUGAACUGCCCAGUGAUGACACAGCACCUGCAGACCUUAGCCCCAUCUCCCUGCCCUCACCCCCAGCCUACAAAAAGGGAGACAAGAUGGCAACAAGGCGAGCAUACGGCACAGCUCUGGUCAAGCUGGGCCAGGCAAGCCAGAGAGUGGUGGCUCUUGAUGGAGACACCAAAAACUCCACUUUCUCUGAGACCUUCAAGAAGGCCUUCCCUGACCGCUACAUUGAAUGUUUCAUCGCUGAACAAAAUAUGGUGGGAGUGGCCAUUGGUUGCGCAACCCGUGACCGCACAGUCGCAUUUGCCAGCACUUUUGCUGCUUUCCUGUCUAGAGCCUAUGACCAGAUUCGUAUGGGAGCUAUCUCCCAGACUAAUGUCAACCUGGUAGGGUCCCACUGUGGAGUCUCCAUUGGUGAGGAUGGUCCCUCCCAGAUGGCCCUAGAGGACUUGGCCAUGUUCCGUGCCAUCCCAACAUGCACUGUGUUCUACCCCAGUGAUGCAGUGUCCACAGAGAGGGCAGUCGAGCUGUCAGCUAAUACAAAGGGUAUCUGUUUCAUCCGUACCAGCAGACCAGAUACUGCAGUCAUCUACUCUCCAGAUGAGAAGUUUGAAGUUGGUGUAGCCAAGGUGGUGCGCCAGUCUGACAGUGAUCAAGUGACUGUGAUUGGAGCUGGUGUUACUCUGCAUGAGGCCCUUGCUGCUGCUGACAUGCUGGCCAGCGAAGGAAAGAACAUCAGAGUGAUUGACCCGUUCACCAUCAAGCCCCUGGAUGCCUCCACCAUUUUGGCCAGUGCUAGAGCCACAGGUGGACAGAUCAUCACUGUGGAGGACCACUACAAGGAGGGUGGUCUUGGUGAAGCAGUGCUGUCUGCAGUCGGAGCAGAACCCGGCAUUGUCGUGACCCGGCUGGCAGUGUCCGGCGUCCCUCGCAGCGGGAAGCCCCAGGAGCUGCUCGACCUCUUUGGCAUCAGCGCCAAGCACAUCGCUAACGCUGUGCGUCAGACCUUUGCAAACUAAGGACUGCCACCAAAUAUCCGUUUUGUUGCCGUGUUAAGUCUCAACCAACUUUCUGCCUAACUUACAGCUCCCUGGCAUGAUCACGUGAAGACCUAUUAACUUUCCUGCACUCACGUGCCAUCUUGUGGCUUUGACUUGAGUGCAGUGUGCUAACCUUGUAUUAUUGCUAUCACAGCCAGAGAGAGAUGGGGAUAGGAGUACAGUGUGGUCAAAGCCUGUAGUGUUACUAAUAUUCCUUCCUGUAUGCACCUUUUUAGCACCCUCUUCCCAGAUAGGUUCUGCAUUCCCUGCUACAACAUUCCUUUCAUGUAUCCUGUUUUCAAAUGGUGUUUUGCAGGUGGCUUAAGUAUCACUGAAUACUGUAAAUGUGGUGUGCUGUCAGAUUUAAAAGCUGUCAACCAGCAGCCUGUCCACGUUCUGAUUCCUGUCAGGCCACAGUCCAACCAUUAUUCCAUUUCCACAUUCCUUACGAUGACCACGCCUCAUGACCUCUCUCUUAGCUGGCAUUCAUGGCCACCUUUUUCUAAGAAGCACUGUUACUGUUGGUCAUAAAUCUAAUUCACUAGAUUACUUUUGUAGCUGUGUCACAGUCCUUAAUGCUUAAGCUGCAGUAGGGAGCUGUUCCUCAAAGACCCAGUGUGAGUGAGAAGUCUAACCAGUUUAGUUAUGAGCUGUUUGAGCAUUCCUCAUGAUUUCUGACUACGUGGGCAUCACACCAUGUUACCGGCGUUCCAGGUCACCUGUCAUCCCAUUACUGUUGUGAUGUGCUGAAUUAAAAAUGAUUAACCUGA
Messenger RNA from Lates calcarifer (barramundi perch), 2826 nucleotides. It is a transcript of the gene tktb, whose product is annotated as transketolase b. Gene Ontology annotation, molecular function: transketolase activity; thiamine pyrophosphate binding. The transcript has 14 exons. Lineage: Eukaryota; Metazoa; Chordata; Actinopteri; Centropomidae. The record is from RefSeq and is a predicted model, not a curated record. Bases 155 to 2035 code for a protein of 626 amino acids.